AUGCCCGCUAUUGCCAUAUUGAUCCCACAUCGCGCCGUUUCCACCGAGACUUCAUCAAACCAGAACGGCAAUUUCCCGCCCCCAGGCUUCAACACCGAGCAAGCAAAGAAGCCGCUGUCAAAAGAGGAACAGUCAAAGUCGCAAGAAAAGGGUCCCAAUGUAUCGAUACCAAAAGAUGAGCCCACCGCGUUGCCAAAGCAUGAAGCUCAAGAGGCUCGGACAUUGUCGGAGUUAGCCACCGAGAAGUCGGAGAAAGCAAAACAAGAGAAAAUGGUAGCCAAGAAGGAAGAAGAGAAGCAGAAGCUCACUAUGUGGCAGAAGGUCAAGAAGGAGGCGGCGCACUACUGGGACGGAACGAAAUUGUUGGUCACCGAGGUCAGGAUCAGCUCAAAGCUGGCGCUGAAAAUGGCUGCUGGCUAUGAGCUUACUCGACGAGAGCACCGACAGCUCCAAAGAACUGUCCAGGAUCUCGGCCGUCUCGUACCCUUUUCGGUCUUCCUCAUCGUUCCCUUUGCGGAGCUGCUUCUCCCCGUAGCUCUCAAACUUUUCCCCAACCUCCUUCCUAGCACAUACGAGGGCCAGUCGUCCAAGGACGCAAAGGCCAAGACGCUGCGAACCACUCGGAAAGAAGUCAGCGGUUUCCUUCGCUCGACAUUGAAAGAGACCGGCUUGCCGAUAUCUACGGAGAAUGCGCAGCGAGAGGAGUUCGCCGAAUUCUUCCGUAAGGUCCGCACAACUGGAGAAGCGCCCUCAACAGAGGAGAUUGUCAAGGUUUGCAAGAUCUUCAAGGAUGAUCUCACCCUCGACAAUCUUUCGCGACCCCAGCUCGUGGCCAUCUGCCGCUACUUGAACUUGACAUCGUUCGGUACUGACAACUUCCUCCGCUACCAAAUCCGCGUCCGUAUGCGCCAAAUCAAGCGCGACGACCGCGCCAUCGCCUUUGAGGGCGUAAGCUCGCUUUCUGUCCCUGAACUUCAAUCCGCCUGCGCAAGCCGCGGUCUCCGCACCUACGGCGUGUCGCCCGCCCGGUUACGCGAUGACCUUCAGACUUGGCUCGACCUCCGUCUCAAGAGCGGCGUGCCUUCGACGCUCCUCGUCCUCUCUAACGCUUUCGUGUACGCCCAAGGCAAGGACUCGGACGCCACCUCCCAAAUCGACGCUCUCCAGGCCGUGCUAUCCAGUAUCCCAGAGGAGCUCUACCACGAGAUCGAACUCGAGGUGCACACCGCUGAGGGCGCCGCGACUAACAAACAGCGUCUUGAAGUGCUCAAGGAGCAGCAAGAGCUCAUUGAUGAGGAGAACGAGCAGAACCAGGGCAAUGAGAAGCAAACCCCUCAGGAUAGGGAGAACAUUGAUGAAGAUGAUAAGCCGAAGCAGGCCGCAAAGGCUGAAGGGAGCAACGAGAUGGAGGCCAGCACUGGAGACUCUGCGACUAGCAUGGGUAGCUCGGAGCGUGCAGAGCAGGACCAGCGGGCUACGGAGCAAGAGGCUGCUGAGAAGAAGGAGGCUAAGGAAGAGGCCGCCAAGAAGGAGUAA
Molecule: messenger RNA, 1536 nt
Organism: Didymosphaeria variabile
Lineage: Eukaryota; Fungi; Ascomycota; Dothideomycetes; Pleosporales; Didymosphaeriaceae
Gene: YLH47
Product: LETM1 domain-containing protein ylh47
Exons: 3
Coding region: 1-1536 (511 amino acids)
Biological process (GO): intracellular monoatomic cation homeostasis
Cellular component (GO): mitochondrial inner membrane
Molecular function (GO): ribosome binding
Source: RefSeq, a predicted model, not a curated record